UUCUGGUUUAGAGGCAGAUGUCAACGUCAUUGGAUGAUUGUUUUCAAAUUUCAAUUCUUUGAUCUUUCGUACAUACGUCAAGUUCCAGGAUAGGCGUAUUCCGGUUCAGCGCUGAGCAAUUUUUAUUAAUUUUAAAUUGUUUAACUCGACCGGGAUAUACUAAUAAUGGCGGCCGCCGUAGUAGCAGGAAAAGACAUUGAGAAGCCCCAGGCUGAAGUUUCCCCAGUACAUCGCAUCCGUAUUACUUUGACAUCUAGAAAUGUGCGGUCCCUUGAAAAGGUCUGCUCGGAUCUAAUUAAUGGUGCGAAAAAGCAAAAGUUGCGUGUUAAGGGUCCAGUCCGUAUGCCAACCAAGAUCCUCAGAAUAACAACAAGGAAGACACCUUGCGGUGAAGGUUCCAAAACAUGGGACAGGUUCCAAAUGCGGAUACAUAAAAGGGUCAUAGAUCUUCACUCGCCAUCGGAGAUUGUGAAACAGAUUACUUCCAUCAAUAUUGAGCCAGGUGUCGAAGUUGAAGUGACCAUCGCUGAUGCAUAGGCACAGCUGCCAAUAAAAGAUUUGUAAUUGA
Molecule: messenger RNA, 568 nt
Organism: Leptidea sinapis
Lineage: Eukaryota; Metazoa; Arthropoda; Insecta; Lepidoptera; Pieridae
Gene: RpS20
Product: 40S ribosomal protein S20
Exons: 3
Coding region: 166-537 (123 amino acids)
Biological process (GO): translation
Cellular component (GO): ribosome; cytosolic small ribosomal subunit
Molecular function (GO): structural constituent of ribosome
Source: RefSeq, a predicted model, not a curated record